This is a messenger RNA of Oryzias latipes (Japanese medaka), 1702 nucleotides long. It is a transcript of the gene rtbdn, whose product is annotated as retbindin. The record is from RefSeq and is a predicted model, not a curated record. Gene Ontology annotation, cellular component: external side of plasma membrane. Gene Ontology annotation, molecular function: riboflavin transmembrane transporter activity; signaling receptor activity; riboflavin binding. NCBI's taxonomy places the organism in Eukaryota, Metazoa, Chordata, Actinopteri, Beloniformes, Adrianichthyidae.
AUAUAGACCGGUGACAAAGUGGCGAGCAGCGCGCCCCGGGCAGCAGAGAUCACACUCAGAGGAGGAGAGAGGAGGACAUCCGCGGCAGCCACAGCAACAAGCAGGGAGGCGCGGACAGCCAAGCACCAAGCAAGGCGAGGAAACUAACCAGAGAUGGACGUCACCUCCCAUCUUAUCCUGUCAUUCUGCAUCUACCUGGCGGCUGCGCUGAUUGGAGGAGCCAGCGCGGAGGGAGCGUGUCUGCAGGACGGAAAACACAAGGCCAAGCCCAGUCCAGAGCCCUACCUGACGGAGUGCGGACUGUACGCUGACAACAGCUGCUGCACUUCAGAUGACAUCCAGGACAUCUCACAUGUUCCCUCUGUGAGCAAUAAGAACGAGCCCUGGGACAAAUGUGGGCCCCUGAGUUCUGAGUGUGAAGGCUUCCUAAAGCGCGUGUCAUGCUUCUACCGCUGCUCCCCAGACGCCUCCCGCUGGCCUCACCCUCAUCGGCGCUCAUACAUCCAGGCCGUGCCGCUCUGCCACAGCUUCUGCCGUGAUUGGUUCGAUGCCUGCAGGAUGGACAUGACGUGUGCUCGCAACUGGGCCAGAGAUCCGAGAGGACACAACUGCACCGGAAACUGCGUUCAGUACCAGCAGAUGUACCAGCAUGGCAGGGAUCUCUGCGAGAGUCUGUGGGGUGACGCCUUCAUGACAGUGGAAGACGACCCACAGGAACAGGGAGAGGCUGGAGAGAGUGAGGUGGAGGGUCGCCCCUGCGGCUGCCUGACCCUCAGUCCAUCGGACAAGGAUGUGAUCGCCGCCCUCAGGGCCCAACAGGACGACCCGGAGGAGCUGGAUACCACCAAGACCGGCCUGCCUCAGUACCGGGCUCCAUGCAAGACCAAGCUGCCCGUGCAGAACAAGAGGAAGGGAAACUCUGUGCUGCGCAAGCGCUCACUGGAGGUGGUGGAUGUGGAGGGGAGUGGGAGCGGGUUGUAGAUGAUGUAGCUGGUGAUGUCAGUAGAUAUAACAGUCCUGUUCCAGUUUUUAACUUCCAUCCUCCGAUUAGUUUUAAACACAUCUAAGAAAUCAACUUUUCCUUUAGGAGCAGAUCAAUCAAUGAGUAAACAACCGAAAGAGCAUCGUGUCUGCAAGAGCUCUGAAGUUAUUGAUUAUUUUCCCACAAAAGGUUUUUGUUUCAACUGAAAGAGUCUUUUUUUUUGCACUUUUUGCAGCAUCACACCUGCAUGAAUCCAGAGUCUCAACCUUUCUUGACUAUCAUGAACACACGCUGUAAAUGCAUUUACCCAUCUAGGCGACUUAAAUCUGUGCGUUAGCGUCUUUUCACGAACCCAUUGGAACGUAGCGGAGCAGGUCAUGCGGUGUAACCUCAUAAUGAAUGUAACUUAGACUUUCUAACAGAGGGUGAGAGGUCUGCUGGGAAGAUGACAGUGGAGAGGCAUCCUCAGCAUUUGGGGAGGGAUGGAGGGGGGGGGGGGGGGCAGGAACCACAGAAGCUGUGUUAAUACCAGAAAAGGUCGCUCUGGUAGUUUGAUCACCGGUGUUCUGUGAGUGUUUCUUUUCUAAUCGUGUUUGCAGAAUAAGGAUACUGUUAGCCAUAAAUGUUUUGUUGAUUUUUCUGAUGUGUGUGACUCUUGUUGAAAACAGUGUCUUUGUGCUUUUCUUUACAUUCUCAAUAAAGAGGAAUUUCUGAAUGUCA